AUGUUUCCCUCCAGUGGAGCUCCCAUGGCGCAACCACAGAAGCCAGAGACGUUCAUGCUGUCCAACGAAGCACAGCAAAGCCUGCCUCAAGAUGCGCAAGUCGCCCUGCAGCAGGUCGACAACCUCAAAUACUUUCUCAUCUCCGCGCCGGUCGAUUGGUCGCCCGAGUCUCUGAUCCGACGCUUCCUCCUACCGACCGGCGAGUACGUCUCGUGCGUGCUAUGGAACAACCUCUUCCACGUGUCUGGUACGGACAUUGUCCGAUGUCUGUCCUUUCGCUUCCAGGCCUUUGGCCGUCCUGUUAAGAACCCCAAGAAGUUCGAGGAGGGCAUCUUUUCCGAUCUAAGGAAUCUGAAAUCAGGCACUGACGCCUCUCUUGAGGAGCCCAAGAGCCCCUUCCUCGACUUCCUGUACAAGAACAACUGCAUCCGCACUCAGAAGAAGCAGAAGGUCUUCUAUUGGUAUUCCGUCCCCCACGACCGUCUGUUCCUCGAUGCUCUCGAGAGAGAUUUGAAGAGAGAAAAGAUGGGACAGGAAGCUACCACCAAGGCCGUUGCGGAGCCUGCGCUGUCUUUCGAGUUUGACUCAUCGCAGUCUCUUUUUGAGCAGCUGACCAAGGCCCAGCAAGCCAGCUCUUCUUCUUUCGCAACUGCCAAUGCGGGUGCCGCCUCAUACUCUCAGUCAACUUCUCCUAUCAUGCGUGCUGCGGACUCGAUGCCUCCACCACAGAUGCUGCCUCAGCAAAUGCCCCGAUCUGUUGAACAACAGCACCAGAACAUGUACGUCCAGACCUCAAUGCCUGGCCAAAUGCAGAACACCAUGGCUGGAGGCAUGAUGCAUCGUGAACCCGAGUACUCUCAGAUGGGCCACUACGACCGUACGCACAUGCGUCACACUUCCAUGCCAGCUUAUAUGGAAUACUCGCCUGCUCCGUCCUUUGUCUCGUCUCAUUUCGAGGACUACAGCAACCGAGGAAUGUCAUACGAACCGAUUACUCCUCCACAACAGGCUGUCCCUGUAGGCAGCGAGCCGGCUUACAUCGCCAACGAGGACACUGGCCUGUACUCGGCUAUCCCUGAAAUGCAUCCCAUGCCAUCGUACAAUCCAAUGUCCCAGAUGCCUCCGUCGAGCAUGUCUGGCCCCACCACUUACGCCAAUACCAGCCGUCCUUUCGCUCCUUCCAACGUCUACUCCGUUAUCGAGGGCUCUCCUACCUAUAAGGCGCGGAGAAGGCGAUCGUCCAUCCCAUCGUCGAUCAUGAACGCUGUGGCCGCCAACGCUGUGGCUCAAGUCACUCAGAUGAAGCCCCACGCUCCUUCGCGACCAAGCGAUCUACGGCGGUCAAUGUCAAACUCUGUGCUGCCAAUCGCGGAGGGUGACGAGUCCCAAGGGCAGUCACCUCCUGGCCUCACGCACAGCUACCCUUCUUCCGUUGUCAAUCGCGAAAACGAAUACUCCCGCCACACCACGCCCCUGGCUAGCCUUGAGGAGGAUCCCCAGGGCACCCCUCUGGGCAACGCCGGCGAGAGCUUCCCCAGCUUUGGCGAAGAUAUGCACAGCUCAUUCCCAGGCUCCGCAGCCGUCCGGAUGGACCGUCCCGGUCCUGUGCGACGAGCACGCAGCGCUACCAUGAUGGAGCUAGGCAUGCCAUACAAAUCACAUUCCUGUCCAAUCCCCAGCUGUGGCCGCUUGUUCAAGCGUUUGGAGCAUCUCAAACGACACGUGCGAACACAUACCCAAGAACGUCCGUAUGUUUGCCGGUACUGCAAUAAGGCCUUUUCGCGGUCCGACAACCUUGCUCAGCACCGCAGAACCCAUGAGACCAACCAGGACGGUCAAUCACUGGGGCCCACCUCCGAGGAGGAUCUCGAGAACGAGGAGAACGAUUUCGGAUCUCUUGAUGAUGAACUCUCUUCACCCGAAGAUAUCAAGGGUCCUGAAGGCAUCAUUCCCGCCAUGUCGACGAGCAUGCCCCCGCCGUCGAGCUUAAUCAUGCAACCCAUCCCGCAACCCAUGAUUACCCCAAGUCAGCUGGUGCAGCCGCAGAUGCUGCAACACACGAUCUAA
Cyphellophora europaea CBS 101466 is the source of this 2067-nucleotide messenger RNA. RefSeq lists its product as uncharacterized. Lineage: Eukaryota; Fungi; Ascomycota; Eurotiomycetes; Chaetothyriales; Cyphellophoraceae. Gene Ontology annotation, cellular component: nucleus; Tec1p-Ste12p-Dig1p complex; Ste12p-Dig1p-Dig2p complex. The coding region runs from base 1 to 2067 and encodes 688 amino acids. The transcript has 3 exons. The record is from RefSeq and is a predicted model, not a curated record. Gene Ontology annotation, biological process: sexual reproduction; regulation of DNA-templated transcription. Gene Ontology annotation, molecular function: DNA-binding transcription factor activity.